AUGGCGUGGGCUCAAACGGUUGACAUCACGGUCAAUGGGAAGAUUGCUCGUGCGUUGGUCGACACCGGUGCGGAGGUCAAUGUUAUGACCAAGACGGCAGCAAAGAGGUUGGGGUUGCAAUAUACUGCAAGCAACGCCCAAAUCAGAACUGUCAACGCAUCACCGACUCCCAUAGUUGGAGUAGCGCACGGCGUGAACAUCAUGGUAGGCGAUUGGCAAGGGAAAACCAAGUUCAUCGUCGCCCCCAUCAAUAUGUUUGAUGUUAUUCUUGGACAGAAGUUCUUCCAGCAGCGCCAUGCAGUAAUCGAUCCUCAUCUCGAAAAGUUGACAAUCAUGGAGAAAGGAAGGGAACAUACAGUUCCCAUGGUGAAGGCGCAGGCAACGGAGGGACAGGCUAGGCUGAGAGACAUGAAGCUCGAAAGGGUCGACGUGAGAAGAAGGUUAACACCAGCAGCGACCAUUGCAAGUUCGAGAGAAGACAAUGGUGCUGGAAAGUCCAUGCCACCGGCAGUGAGAGGGUUCCGAGUAGGAACGCUGACAUGA
Messenger RNA from Solanum lycopersicum (tomato), 543 nucleotides. Its product is annotated as protein DNA-DAMAGE INDUCIBLE 1-like. Lineage: Eukaryota; Viridiplantae; Streptophyta; Magnoliopsida; Solanales; Solanaceae. The record is from RefSeq and is a predicted model, not a curated record.